Messenger RNA from Cherax quadricarinatus, 1151 nucleotides. Its product is annotated as small conductance calcium-activated potassium channel protein. The record is from RefSeq and is a predicted model, not a curated record. NCBI's taxonomy places the organism in Eukaryota, Metazoa, Arthropoda, Malacostraca, Decapoda, Parastacidae. Gene Ontology annotation, biological process: potassium ion transmembrane transport. Gene Ontology annotation, molecular function: small conductance calcium-activated potassium channel activity; calmodulin binding. Gene Ontology annotation, cellular component: neuronal cell body; plasma membrane; neuron projection.
CGCAAGCCUGUGUCCACCCUAUCCAUCCCUGGAUCGAUGAAGGGGGGCGCAGGCGGUGGAGGUGGGCGCGUUGCAGAGGGUGAGGAUCCGGGGAUAGCACUCGUGGGAGUACACUCAGAGUACCCACGGUACACCGAGGAGAAACAAGGGGCAGGAGCCUGCAAGAACGCUAGUUUCAAGCUGCGGAACAAGCCUAACGUGGGUUACCGGCUGGGGCGCCGGAAGGCCCUCUUCGAGAAACGGAAAAGGAUCUCCGACUACGCCCUCGUCAUGGGAAUGGUGGGCAUCAUCGUCAUGGUGGUAGAGAAUGAGCUCUCCUCAGCCCAGGUCUAUAAUAAGGUAUGGGACUUGUGCAGAAUCAGUAAGUCCAGCUUAUUUUCAUUUUCAAAAAAAUAUUUUCGCUCAAAAUCAUGUGAUAUUUACUUUUUACAUAUUUACUUUGCUUCACAUUCUGUAAGGGCUAUACAGCAUAUUGAUACGAUAAUGUGGAAUAUGUGUAGGUUGUUCGUUUGAUUAGUGAGGUUAAGCUGCAUUGUGUAUAUCCAGCAAUCGGAUGGGUGAUCGAUCAGGCAUGUGUUUCCUGUUUCCUACACGAAAACAGCAUACCAUACUAGUAUCUAGUAUCUACUAUGUAACAGAACCUUAGUCACUCAACAUUUGAAAAUCAGUUUUUUUAUGAAAAAGUGUUUUUAAGGUUCGUGGCCUGACACAAAGAAGACCCCAGAAGUCUUAAAAAGUCUACUAUCCAAAUUUUUCAAAACAAGUUUAAGGAAUAUGUACAUAAAUAAAAUAAAAUGGAAGUACGGAAAGCUGAUAAACUGAUGUGAUUUCCAAGUAUCAACGGGUCUCGUGGUUGGUGCGCACCCAGAAGGCAGGACACAUGUUGAACAGUUGUGGCUUAAGGACAAAAUUUUAUCCCCGCAAGAUUACUGCUUCUGUAGAGAGUGUGGGCUGUAAGAGGAGCCCCACGUGGAGUGAGCUGUGAGUGGAGCUGCAGUAGGUACUGCGGAUGAAGGCAGCUGCGAGCUGCAUAUUCCCAGCUGGCCUGAAGGGGCCAGCUGCCCUAAUUGUAUUGUUAAGGACAUCUGGGAACAGGAGAUGCCCAGGUCAGGAACGAACUGCAGUUUCCCGAGAAGCACCAAAGAGAUGCA